AUGCCUUGCCGUUUCUUGGAAGCCCCUGUGAUCGGCCUUAGAAGGGAACCAUGGAAGUGCUUCGACGCAUGCACCAGGGUGCUGCUGGCGUUCCCGCUCUGUGUUCCCGGCACAGCCUUCUACAGAUGCAUGCAGGAGCAGCUCGGUGCGCGCAGGAACAACCCAGAGCUCGAGUCAGUAGAUUUCUUCGAUCUUGUGAUCCACGAGCUGCACAAGCCAGACUCUGAACUGAACGAGAACAUUGUGCUGGAUUUGCUGUUUCUGAUGCUCUUUGCUAGCCAUGAGACCACGUUUAUUGGACUGACCGCGAUUCUCAUGUUUCUGACAGAUGACCCCAAAGCAUUGCAGGAACUAAUGGCACCAUACCUAGGUCCAGAAACUCCAGAUAGGCUUGCUGUGUGA
Messenger RNA from Miscanthus lutarioriparius, 402 nucleotides. NCBI's taxonomy places the organism in Eukaryota, Viridiplantae, Streptophyta, Magnoliopsida, Poales, Poaceae. The record is from the annotation of a GenBank genome assembly.